CCAUAGUAGUGUAAAUUCGCUGUAUGGUUGUAGUGAAGUCUGUCUCUUCACCGCUGGAUGGCACAUGUAUACUCCUCCUCCUCACUUCAUUGCGCAGUUUGGAUCAUGUUUAUCAAGUGCUACUCUUUUCCCACGCAUCAAUUUUCGGAAUUUUGCGCGUUUCGGGGGAAAACGGAAUAACACUUUGUACAAGGAAGAGUUCAAGUCACCGUGCUCUGUGUGAGAGGCUUCUCCAAAGGACAUGAGGGUUAGAUCCCUCCAGAAGCUGGACAUCUAUGCUUCCUCCCCCCUCUCAUCCCACGGUAGAGGGACUCAUUCCUGCUUCUGAUCCUAAAACCUUCCCCCUCCCCAAGUCUUUCCCUAAUUCAUGAACCAGCAGGAUGCAUCAUCUGUGCGAGCUCUCUCUGAGCGUCUCCUCAUAGCCUCGCACAAGGGCCAAGCUGAUCAUGUGGUUCAGCUCAUCAACAAAGGGGCCAAGGUAGCCAUUACCAAGAACGGCAGAACACCUCUGCAUUUGGCUGCCUAUAAGGGCCACAUUGCUGUUGUGAGGAUUCUGCUUGCUGCUGGUUGUGACCUGGAUAUUCAAGAUGAUGGUGACCAGACAGCCUUACACAGAGCAGCUGUGGUGGGAAACACUGAUGUCAUCUCAGCUCUCAUUCAGGAAGGAUGUGCAUUAGACAGACAAGACAAGGAUGGGAACACUGCUUUACAUGAGGCUGCGUGGCACGGCUUCAGUCAGUCUGUCAAACUGCUGGUGAAAGCUGGAGCCAACGUUCAUGCUAAAAACAAGGCAGGAAACACAGCUCUUCAUCUGGCGUGUCAGAACGGUCAUGCUCAGAGCUCUAAAGUUCUGCUGCUGGGCGGCUCUCGGCCUGACAGUAAGAAUAACGUAGGUGACACGUGUUUGCAUGUGUCUGCCCGAUAUAACCAUGUGAGCGUGAUCCGAGCGCUCCUCGGUGCCAUCUGCUCAGUGACUGAAAGAAAUCACGCAGGAGACACAGCUUUACAUAUUGCAGCUGCUCUGAAUCACAGGAAGACAGUACGCAUGUUACUGGAGGCUGGGGCGGACAGCCGCAUCAAAAACAAUACAGGAGAGACAGCCCUCGAUCAGGCUCGUGAAAAUGAUAAUCCUGAAGUGGCACUGCUGCUCACCAAAGCCCCACAGAGCUUCACUCGAGGACGCACUGUGAGGAAGAGGAGGGACAAGAUGAAGACUGAGGGACGAGCACAGUCAGUCCCUCGUGAUGAGAUGCUGCCGAGAAAGGACAGUGUAUCUCCAGCCAAUGAUACUCACGGCAGUGACAGUUCUCUCCGCCAGAAUGACAAUGUGUUUGUCACAGAGGCAUGUGCAAACAAAAACAUCAACAAGAAAGUCAAAGAGAGGCUGUCACCAUCCGAUGCCCUCAUUCGAAGACAAAAUAAACACAGCGAUCAUAAGAAGAAGAGUAAAACAGAGAGAUCAUGUCCAUCAGCUCCUCCCCCUCCUCCUCAUAACUACAAGGCGUACCAGCUCUAUACUCUCUACAGAGACAAAGAUGGCAAGAUCAUGCAGGCCCCAUUGAAUGGCUGCAGGUGUGAGCCUCUCAUUAAUAAACUGGAGAAUCAACUCAUGGCAACUAAAGAGGAAAUGCAGUCAGAGAUUCACACUGUACAAGAGCUUAUGAACAGCAAGAUGGGGCAACUGGACCGCAAGAACAAACAUCAGAUCAAAGCUCUAGAUAAGAUCACUCUAGAGAGAGUGUCUGCUGAGAGGAUUGAAUGUUUACAUCGAAUUGAUAAGAGAGCCAUACAGGAACGCUUGGAAGGAGAAAAAAGACAGACUUCAGUGGUCAGCGAUCUCAAGAACUGGUGCCUUUCGAAGAUCCAAAGUUUGGAGACGCGUCUCUCUGGCGAUCGCUGCAACACCAAGUUACGACGCUCCUCGUCCCUCACCGACACACUUUCAGAUUGGGAUCCCCAUUCCCACACUGCUGUACCGGACACAUCUGGAGGCAGAGCACGUUACUCUCCAUCAACAAACCAACCCGAGGUAAAAGAUGGAAGAGAGACUGCAGCAGCGACCAUGUGUCCUGAAGAUGGAUCUGCCGGUUACUAUGUGAUCGAGGUGGACGUCUCACCGGAUAAGCAGUCGUCACAGAAUCAAUCUGCGCCUCAGUCUCCUUGUAUAGUCCGGCCUAAACAACGAUCACGGGCCUGUAGUGACCCCCAUAAAGUGCAAGAUGAGCCUCAGGAUUCGAGUCUGGAGCUGAGACGUGUCCUCGAUCAGUGCUGCGAGCAGGAAUGUGUGCUCGAUCACAGGAACCUCAAAAGACGCACCCAACAAAGAGCAAAGACCAAACAAAACGCACAAACCUUGACAAGUUUAGGAGACCACCGCACCACUGAGGCUUCCUUCGCCCAGGAGCGGGAGAACAUGCAUGCGCUGGAGGUUACGCAGUACUUUUUUGAUGCCGUGACUCUGCAGAUGGAGCGCUGGUAUGAACGGAAGAUUGAGGAAGCACGCCGGCAAGCCAACCAGAGAGCCCAAGCCUGACAGAACCGCCCUGCUGGACAGAAUAAGCUACCUUGAAAAUGAACUCAGACUGCUGAGAACUAACAAACAGGAGGAGAGCUAGUAUAUAAGAUACCACUGGUGUAGCAGACACUGUAACUCACGAGGUUCCAGAUGGAUUAGUGAAGUUCGAUAGAGCAGCUAACAUAUGUAGAUAACACUGCAGUAACAAACGUCAGGAGUAGUAGCAUCUAAACAGAGUUUGAGCUGAAACAUACUCUACGCAAGUGCUUGAAUGCAAACACUUCUCGAUUUCGCUGCUUGUGUUCUGAAAUUUGCCAGAACACAAUUCAUAAUGAAGGGAAAGUAGCAGCGCCAUACAGUGCAACAGUUGAAUUCUGGAAGUAAAAUACCCAUUCAUUUUCUCCCUAGGGGAAUUGAUUUUUUUUUUAUGACAACAUAGUAACCUUUAAAGACAUACCUACUGUGAGAUAAGAGGUUGUUAACUGUUAUAUGCUUUUGUUGAAGCCAUCUGUUCGCCUUAUUUCAACUUAUUUUUAAAAUACUUGUUUAACAGCUGAAUUUCUGGUGAAAAACUACAUUCCCCAUGAUGCUGUCCAUAAAAUUCCACCAAUCAGAGAGCUGCAGAGAGCAAAUCGUGCCACAAGUGUUUGUAGGAAACGCCCACUACCAUAAUGCACCAAAAAUGACUAUGCUGUCAAAAUUAUUUAAAAUCACUCUGAAAUCUAAAUUGACCAUUCUUAUUUUUUUUUAUAGACUGAUGCUGUUUAUUAUAAAUGAUUUAUCCAUGCACAUCAUUAGUUUUUUCAAAUUCAUAUGCCUUCUUCGAUCAAAAACGUUCACCUCCUCCUCGAAACGAUGUUUGUUUCGGCGGAGGGUCGGACUAAAUAUCCUUCGACAACCGACUGCAAGCUGACUUUCAGAUAUGCCUCCAUAUUUAGUUAGCAAUGCCCAACUUCCUACAAUCCAGUCAAUUCCCAAAAGGCGAAAUCAAGUCCCGCCCUACAUUUUUCUCAUUCCAGAAGCCAUAUCACUCGGAUAUACGUCACAAUAGGGAAGAAAAGACUAGCGCAACUUCCGUUUCUUGCCGACAUUCAAUAUUUGUGUAUACACACAUAAAUGCAUAUUUUGCAAUAAACAUUCUAUAGAUAUAUUCAAUAACUUUAAAUUUGAUUGUAGUUCUUUCCCUCAUCAAAGCUGUUAAGUACAGCCUUGUCUUUUUGUCCGAUUUUCAAAUAAUUUUUUGCUUCAAAUCAAAGUUUAUACUGUUGUGAUUCACCUUGUAGUUGGUUGGCUUGGUUCAUGGCUUAUAAUUCUUUAAUGAAGACUUUU
Molecule: messenger RNA, 3844 nt
Organism: Megalobrama amblycephala (Wuchang bream)
Lineage: Eukaryota; Metazoa; Chordata; Actinopteri; Cypriniformes; Xenocyprididae
Gene: ankrd6b
Product: ankyrin repeat domain 6b
Exons: 16
Coding region: 368-2533 (721 amino acids)
Cellular component (GO): cytoplasm; nucleus
Molecular function (GO): protein binding
Source: RefSeq, a predicted model, not a curated record